Messenger RNA from Anopheles stephensi (Asian malaria mosquito), 2553 nucleotides. RefSeq names its product putative inorganic phosphate cotransporter. The record is from RefSeq and is a predicted model, not a curated record. Gene Ontology annotation, molecular function: transmembrane transporter activity. The coding region runs from base 369 to 2033 and encodes 554 amino acids. Gene Ontology annotation, biological process: transmembrane transport; monoatomic anion transport. NCBI's taxonomy places the organism in Eukaryota, Metazoa, Arthropoda, Insecta, Diptera, Culicidae. The transcript is spliced from 5 exons.
AAGAACUUUCUCUGCGUUAUCUGCCAGGCGGCUUGUGAAACGAGGCCAGAAGAGCGCGUACAAAGUAUGGCGAAUGGAGGUCGAUGUGGUUCAGAAUUGUCAAACAGCUCCCGGAUGGGAGAAAGCCAACGCGACCGUGAGUGAUCUUCCGCUGCGUUAUCAGUUAAGCCGCAGAGUCAAUCUAAAGUCGGGCCAGGCUUACGGAUUGUGGUUACGGGUUCCGUGGCAAAACUGAUGCAAAGGUUUAUUUUAAGACGACCAAGUGUACGACAGUGCCCAUUUGGCAGGUUGGACGGAUUGUCGUAAUGUGUGCACGAGUUCGUUAGUGGCGAUCUUCCUUCCGGUGUGAGCAAGUGAAACGAGUGAGAAUGUUUAACUUUAGCCCAGCUGGAACGUCGGGCGAGAAGGAACCGUUGCUGAGUGGCAAACAGCUGUGGCCAGCAGUGCAGAAGCCAGAAGGAUCUAAAUUGGGUGCUGCAUUCCUUCGGGAUGUUCCUUUGCCACAGGAGUCGGAAGAGGUGUAUCGACACCCGUGCCUGGAAUGGCUAUCUGGAGUCUUUAUCAUCCCGCAGCGGGUGAUAUUGGCGAUCAUGGGCUUUCUCGCGAUCAUGAACGCGUACACGAUGCGCAUUUCCCUGUCGAUCGCGAUCACGGAGAUGGUAAACAAGACGGCCGGUGGUGCGACGGAGGACGAGGGUGGCGUUUGCCCGAUCGACGAAAGUGCCAACCCGGAGGAUUUUACCGGCGGUGAGUUCGACUGGGACGAGGAACUGCAGGGCAUUAUCCUGUCCUCGUUCUACUGGGGCUACGUCAUCACACACAUCCCCGGUGGUAUGUUGGCGGAAAAGUUCGGCGGCAAAUGGACGCUCAGUUUGGGCAUCCUGUCGACGGCCAUCUUUACGCUGAUUACACCGUGGGCGGUGGAACUCGGCGGCUCGACGGCACUCAUCGUGAUUCGUGUGUUGAUGGGACUGGGCGAAGGAACAACGUUCCCGGCGCUGAGUGCGCUGAUGGCGACCUGGAUUCCGGCCAAGGAGCGUAGUAAGCUAGGAUCGCUAGUGUUUGGCGGUGGACAGGUCGGUACGAUUCUGGGCAAUCUGCUGUCGGGCGUGUUGCUGCACAACAUCGAUGGCUGGUCGUCGGUGUUUUACUUCUUCGGCGGUUUGGGAAUUUUAUGGUUUGUGAUCUUCACACUGAUCUGCUACAGCGAUCCGGAAUCCCAUCCGUUCAUCAGCGAAAAGGAGAAGGCCUAUCUGAAGCAGGAACUGGGAACGCUGGAGCGCGAUCGUACGCUGCCACCAACUCCUUGGCGCUAUAUCCUCACGAGCGUUCCAAUGAUGGCGCUGGUUUGUGCUCAGAUCGGACACGAUUGGGGCUUCUUCAUUAUGGUUACGGAUCUUCCCAAGUACAUGAGUGAUGUGUUGCGGUUCUCCAUCAAGGACAAUGGUCUGUACUCCUCCCUUCCGUAUCUGGUCAUGUGGAUUGUCUCACUGUCCACUGGGGUCCUGAGCGAUUGGCUCAUAACGUCUGGACGUAUGACUAUCACCUUCGGACGUAAGCUGUUCACUACCAUCGCCUCCGUUGGACCGGCCUGCUUCAUCGUGGGCGCCUCGUACGCCGGUUGCGAAAAGGCGGUGGUCGUCAUGCUGUUCACCUUCGCCAUGGGUCUCAUGGGUACGUUCUACCCGGGCAUGAAGGUGAACCCGCUCGAUCUGAGUCCGAACUAUGCCGGUACGCUGAUGGCCAUCACGAACGGCAUCGGUGCCAUUACCGGCAUCAUCGCACCGUACGUCGUCGGUGUGAUGACACCCAAUCACACCCUGGAAGAAUGGCGAAUUGUGUUCUGGAUCUCGUUUGCCGUCUUCAACGUCACCAACCUGGUGUACAUCCUCUGGGCGUCCGGUGAGGUGCAGCCCUGGAACACGCCCCAUCUGAUGAACAAGUCCGUCGAGGCGGGCGACUCGAACGGUGAAGACAGCGAUCCGGCCGUGGCAAAGAAAAGCGUACAAUCUCAAGAUGCCAUAAAGCAGUAAGAAGAAAUUCCUCCCUGAAUCCCUCAAGCCGGGGGAGUUUUUCGAACAGAACAAAGCUUCCGUUUGCGUGGAAAGCAAUCGGGAAGAGAUACAAACGUUGCGAAAAUAGAAGAGGUAAGCUGUUUUGUUUUUGUUUAAGUGUUUUAAUAAGCGCAUAACGCCAUUGUGCUGGUGUUGUGUUGUACGGAUUAAUAGUUAAUCCGACCGUAGGCCACGCGACUGCUCUACUGAAACGUGUAGGUUAAUCCCUCUCGCCACUGAUGCCCGACGGUGAUGAUAAGAUAUUCAGUUCUGUUGAGUUUAUUUAUACCACUUAUCAGGUAGGAUAGGGACGCGUUAGAAUUUACGAUUUUGGCACAGUAAAACGGGUACACGAGGAGAACAAAACGAUGGAACAGUAUCAUCAUCGGUUAUAUGCCAGCAGUGCUGGAUUAGAAGUGGUCGAUUAGAUCGGGACGGAACAUGUGUACAUGAGGCGAUAAGAAAUUAAAAUAAAGAUCAAAUGAACAAUAUGAACAUA